CGAAACAACCCUAAAACGUGUCUAUGAGGUUGGAGAAGAACUGACCCUCACAUGUGAGCAAGGGUACCUGCCUUCAAUGCCAACGCCGGGGAGAAUAACCUGCACCGCCACAGGAGAAUGGACGCCGUCAAACCUGGCAUGUUCCCCCAAGAUGUGCCCGAUCCCCCGGCCUCUGCAGCCUCUGGCGAGGGGCAGAACAGAGGCUCCAUACAAGAGCGUGCUGAAUUUCACAUGUGACGACGGGUAUGUAAUGAUAGGAGCCAAUGAAAGCAGGUGUUUGCAUGACGGUUCGUGGAGCAGUCAGCCUCCUCUGUGCAAAGCUGUGAACUGUCCCCUCCCCACGCCUCCAAGAGAUGGUAAGAUUGUUCACGAUAGGCCGGUCAGCGGGUCGAACACCAUUUAUGGUCAGACCUGGACGUAUGAGUGCAAUUCGCCUAAAGCACCAAGCCAUGAGAGAGGAUCCUGCAUGGCUGAUGGGACUGUGACUGAGCCACCUGAGUGUCGAGAUGUGAGCUGCACCAUCCCGACCAACAUAAAGAAUGGCUUCAUCACCUUUGCUGUAAUGAGGCCGCACGGCUACAAGGAGAAGGUGAAAUAUGCCUGCAAUGAACACUACACUCUGGUCGGAGAGCCUGAGAUACAGUGCCAAAACACUGGAAACUGGUCCUCCAAGCCUGUCUGCAAGGCUCCCUGCACAGUUGGCAUCAAAAGAGGACGUAUCUUCUACAAUGCCAGAAAGAUCUGGAUCUCAGACCUGAAGCCAAAUCGGAUUCUCCACGGAGAACACGUUGCCUUCUACUGUCUGAACAGAGCCGAGCGGUGCGGCUACCCCGUGGCCACCACCUGCAAUGAUGGAAACCUCCCCAUCCCCGAGUGCUUUGUGGAACCGGGGAAAGUGGAGUACAACUUAAGGUCGAAGAAUCUUCCAUCAGAGAUCACGAUGUGUACGUCUCUCCCUCCUGCAAGUCCAGCAAACACAACGAGACCCGCAUAACUUCUGACUGGAAGGAUUAUCUGAU
Molecule: messenger RNA, 1019 nt
Organism: Salarias fasciatus (jewelled blenny)
Lineage: Eukaryota; Metazoa; Chordata; Actinopteri; Blenniiformes; Blenniidae
Product: beta-2-glycoprotein 1-like
Exons: 9
Coding region: 77-994 (305 amino acids)
Source: RefSeq, a predicted model, not a curated record